AUUCCGGUCUGGUCAUCCGCCUAUUUUGCUUCGUGUCUUUAUUUCAAUUCGGUUCAAUUCAAAAACCGGUUUGGUUUAUCUCCAGUAAACCGAAACUUAAUUUUAUUCCCGCUCUUUUUGCUAGGCGUUACAGGCGACAUCACCGGAGUUUGCUACGGCCGCAACGGCAACAACCUCCCAUCUCCGGCAGAUACAAUAGCCUUAUACAAGAGCAACCACAUCGACGCCAUCCGCAUGUACGAGCCCUUCGCCGAUAUGCUCGAAGCGCUCCGCGGCUCAGGCCUCUCCGUCGCCUUCGGUCCGCGAAACGAGCAGAUCCAAUCCCUAGCACAAGACCCCGCCGCCGCAACCAACUUCGUCGCCACGUGGAUCCUCCCUUACAAAAACGACGUCGCAAUCAGAUGGAUCACGAUCGGGAACGAGGUCUUCCCGGGAGAGAUCGCCCCGUUCGUCGCCGCCGCGAUCAGGAACGUGAACGCCGCGCUGACGAGCUCCGGCGUCGCGGGAAUCUCCGUCACGACGGUGGUUGCUAUGAGCGCUUUGCAGAACACGUAUCCUCCCUCCGCCGCGAGUUUCCUCCCGGAUCUGACCGAGAUCAUGACGGAGAUCUCGUCGAUCCUCGCCGAGACCAACUCGCCUCUCAUGGCGAAUAUCUACCCGUACUUCGCCUACGCGUCGGAUCCGAAAGAUAUCUCUCUCGAUUACGCGGUUUUCAAAUCGAACGCUCCUGUAGUGAUCGAUGGUGGUUUUGAGUACAGCAACAUGUUUGUGGCGAUGGUUGAUGGAUUCAACGCGGCGCUGGAGAAGAUCAAUGCUGGUGGCGUGGUGGUGACGGUGGCGGAAUCUGGGUGGCCUACGGAAGGGAAUCCACCGUACACGAGCGUUGAUAACGCGAAGGCGUAUAAUUCGGGGCUUUUGACGUGUGGAGGGGGUGCGCGGAUGAGGACGCCUCGUCGGCCGGGGACGGCGGUGGAUGUGUUUUUGUUUGAGAUGUUUAGGGAGAAUCAGAAGCAAGGGCCGGUGGAGCAGAGCUUCGGGAUGUUUUCACCUGAUAUGACUCCAGUCUACCCUCUCUUUUGUCCCGCUUGAUUUUGAAAAACUAGCUUGUUGGUAGUAAUUUAUAGUUACUACUUAGACAAAGUA
Molecule: messenger RNA, 1143 nt
Organism: Raphanus sativus (radish)
Lineage: Eukaryota; Viridiplantae; Streptophyta; Magnoliopsida; Brassicales; Brassicaceae
Product: putative glucan endo-1,3-beta-glucosidase GVI
Exons: 1
Biological process (GO): carbohydrate metabolic process
Cellular component (GO): plasma membrane
Molecular function (GO): hydrolase activity, hydrolyzing O-glycosyl compounds
Source: RefSeq, a predicted model, not a curated record